AUGCCCCACAGCUCUGACAGCAGCGACUCCAGCAGCUUCAGCCAGUCACCCCCUCCCAGCAAGCAGGACUCUUCUGAUGACAUGAGAAAAGUCCAGAGGCGGGAGAAGAACCGCAUCGCCGCCCAGAAGAGCCGCCUGAGGCAGACCCAGAAAGCAGACACACUGCACUUGGAGAGCGAAGACCUGGAGAGGCAGAACGCAGCCCUACGCCGGGAGAUUAAGCAGCUGACAGAGGAGAUGAAGCACUUCACCUCGAUGCUGAGCUCCCACGAACCUCUCUGCUCCAUCCUGACCGCGGCACCUCCACCGCCCCCAGAGGUGCUUUAUGCCACGCACUCCUUCCACCAGCCCCACAUCAGCUCCCCGCGCUUCCAGCACUGA
Molecule: messenger RNA, 381 nt
Organism: Dromaius novaehollandiae (emu)
Lineage: Eukaryota; Metazoa; Chordata; Aves; Casuariiformes; Dromaiidae
Gene: BATF
Product: basic leucine zipper ATF-like transcription factor
Exons: 3
Coding region: 1-381 (126 amino acids)
Biological process (GO): regulation of transcription by RNA polymerase II
Cellular component (GO): nucleus
Molecular function (GO): RNA polymerase II cis-regulatory region sequence-specific DNA binding; DNA-binding transcription factor activity, RNA polymerase II-specific
Source: RefSeq, a predicted model, not a curated record